CGCCCCCGCCGUUUCUCUGCGCCCCGGCCUCCGCCGCGUCGGGAUGAGCCGCGCUUCCCUAUGGAGACCAAACGGGCCGAGAUCCCCAGCAGCGUCCUGGACGACCUAUGCAGCCGAUUUAUUUUGCACAUUCCAAGUGAAGAGAGAGACAAUGCAAUCAGAGUGUGUUUUCAGAUUGAACUUGCCCAUUGGUUUUAUUUGGAUUUCUACAUGCAAAACACACCAGGAUUACCUCAGUGUGGGAUAAGAGACUUUGCUAAAGCUGUCUUCAGUCACUGCCCCUUUUUACUGCCUCAAGGUGAAGAUGUACAGAAGGUUUUAGAUGAGUGGAAAGAAUACAAAAUGGGAGUGCCAACCUAUGGUGCAAUCAUCCUUGAUGAGACACUUGAAAAUGUUCUUUUGGUUCAGGGCUAUUUAGCAAAAUCUGGUUGGGGAUUUCCAAAAGGGAAAGUAAAUAAAGAAGAGGCACCUCAUGACUGUGCUGCUAGAGAGGUGUUUGAAGAAACUGGUUUUGACAUAAAAGAUUAUAUCUGCAAAGAGGACUACAUUGAGCUGCGAAUCAAUGAUCAGUUAGCACGGCUGUAUAUCAUUCCUGGAGUUCCCAAGAACACGAAGUUCAACCCCAAAACUAGAAGGGAAAUUCGGAAUAUUGAGUGGUUUUCCGUCGACAAAUUACCAUGCCACAGAAAUGACAUGACCCCAAAGUCCAAGUUGGGUUUGGCACCUAACAAAUUUUUUAUGGCAAUUCCUUUCAUCAGACCAUUGAGGGAAUGGAUUUCCCGAAGGAAUGGAGAUUCCUCAGACAGUGACAAUGGUUUUUCAUCUGCAGGGAGCACACCCUCUAAGCCCAACUUGGAAAAAGCUAGAUCCAAACUUCGCUGUAGUCAACAGGUGUUUACAGAUGGCUUUUCAGGAGAGCACUUGGUGAAGCCAAAACAGCCACAGAAGCCAUAUAAUCAUCCUGAGGUGUCUGAAGUUUUGAAAAUAAAGCAGAGUCAGAGCCUGAGGAACAAUGGCAGAAAGCAAAAUCAAGACACUUCCAGCCAAAAGAAGCGAACAAAUGGACUGCAUAGUCAACCAGUUAAGCAAAACCAUAACUUGAAAUGUGAAAAAAGGCUUAAUCCAAGAAGACUUCAAGAUAACUUUGAAACAGAAGCAGCAUACGAGAUGUGUUGCUCCAGCGAAGAUGUGCUGCCAGAACAUGUAGACGGACAUUCUGUGGCAUGCAAUGGCCAUUACAAAUUCGUUUUUUCAUCAAGAGCUUUCUUGAGUUUCAAGUUUGACCAUGAUGCCAUAAUGAAAAGUUUUGACCUCUGACAGCAAACUUAUUAUGAGUAAGAAUUAGACUUGCCUGUUGCAACGGAGGGGCUUUCUUAUCCAGCCUUACUCUUUCUCAGGAGUUUUUAAUUUUGUUUUGUUUGUUUGUUUUUGAAUGCAAUGCAGGGACUGACUGCUGGUUUGGAAAGGUUUGUUCUCUUUGCAGUAUGGGAGUGGCAUAGUCAAGUGUUGCACUUUAAAUGCAGUCUAGCCUUUGUCCACAAAAGUACCUUUCCAAUGUUCAGUUCACUUGUUCCUAGCUGUGCAUUAGAGGGCAUUCUUUUUACUUGUGGUUUUUUUUUUUUUUUUUUGUGGUUUGAAUUUUUUUUUUUAUUGUAACUUGCCGUGUGUUUCGUAGAAUGUCAUUGACUUUUUUUUAACUGUUGGAGUAUACCAGCUUGCUAACCUUUUAACUUUUCUGAUGUAAAUUAUUGGACUUGUUUGUCAUUAUUUUGUAGAACAUUGCAAUAUUACACAGUGGCAAUGAAACUAAUUCUCAGAGGACAGCUCUGUCCUAGUGAUUUUGAAACCAAGUUGCACAUUUCAAACUUAGUCUCAGCCUGUCAUCCUUUCUCUGUACUGAUUGUUUGCCCCAAAUACCUUCCCUCCUUCACACUGAUAGUUUUUGUUGGCUGGCAAUCACUAGUACUUGAGUCAAAUAUAUAGAGUGUUGACUUUUUGUACGUACUCUUCCUUGGUCUUCAAUAAUGACACUCAAACUGGGUAAAACUCAGUCUUUCAAAGUGUCUAACUUAGCUCUUGUGCACUGCCCACAGCUGCAUAAGAAGAAGUUACAAAGCAGCUGCUUGCGAAAAAAGAGAAGCUUAAACUUGUCUGUGAGAGGUAACUUGUGUAGAAUUUAUACUGAAUGUAAAUAAGCCUCUGUAGAUCUCACUGAGGAGGAGGGCAGGUGCAUGGGUGAUAGAGGCAUUGUGUGACACUGAACAGCUUAAUCAGGCUUCCAAUAACUGUUCCAAGGGUGUUCAGUAUUGUAUCCUGUGCUGUUGUCCUCAGAUAUCUUGUGUAGUGUAUCUGCUCUGUAUAUAUCCAGUAGUAUUGAAUUGCACUUGCAGUUAGCAUUUAAAUGAUUUAGCCUCAGUCAUUUUUCAGCUACACUGCUUUCUUAGGAAAAACAUGAAAGAUGGGGUGGAGAUAGAGGGGAGGAACAAAAACCUGUAAGAGUUGGGGUGAUGAGCUGUUACAUCUCCUGCAGGUCAGUGGGUUUUGAGCAUCUGUGUUGCAGUGAAGAGAAAUGCACUGAAAUCAUUUGUCACAGCAGCUUGUGAUAGCAAGCAUGUCCCAGAUUUAAAAAUGGACUUUUCUCUAGAAUAGAGGUAAUUGAUAACUUGAUAGGUUGAAUGAACUACACCCUUGUAGUGUAUCUACAUGCACUGAGUUUUUAUGCAACUCAUAUAUGUCAUCCAAAACCAAAAUCCUGGUCUUCCUUCAACCACCCUACUUCAUACACCCUACCUAGUGUUUUCCUCAGAAAUAGCUUUAGAACUUUCUCCUGGUUUAUUCACCUGCCUGGCACCAGGUGAUUUGGAACUCUAAUGCUGUAAUAAUUUUGGCCAUGGGAGCAUUCAACUUCUGUAUCAGUCAACAGGAGAAAUGGACUACAGCAUUUCCUCCUUCUGGAGGACAAGGGUUCUGAGGGCCUUGUUUUUCAAGACCAAAUUGUGAAAUAGCUCAAUCUAGCUUUGACUCACUUUUUUUUUUUCUUUUUUUUUUUCUUAAACGUAUCCAAAGGCCAUACAAUGACAAAGAAGAGUAAUUGAGAGGGUAGGAUAAUGCUGGAAAAGGUUAUGUUAUUCAGCUUCAGGUGAAAACUAAUAUUUUGUUACUUCUUUGUGCUAUUUUAGUUGAUUUCCCAGCAAAAGUGCCUUUACUCAUGGUGAGGCAGAAGUUUGUAUUAUAUCCUGAGGCUGCUACUGCCUGUGGAGCUAAUAGGACUCUCCUAAGGCAUAAUUAAAUAACGGGCUGUGGAAAUCUUUUUAUAAAUAAGUUGACUUUUCAGAUAAAUUAGUUAUAGAUAAUUUAGUGCUCUGUGAAAUAAUGGGGAUGUUGAUGAAGCAGUGAACUUGGAGCAUCUGUCUUCUGUUUGGGAAGUCCUGUCCCAGGCAAGAGGAAGUCUUUAGAACAAUGGAAGCAUGUUCUAUGAAUAGGAGAUGCUGGCUGCCCUCUGUUUACUGUGUAAUAUUUUCUUCUUAGUGAAAGCUUGGUUCAGUAUAAGAGACAUUGGUUGCUUCAUUAAGCAACCCAAAGUGAAGCUUAUACAUAUGUAAUUCAUUUUAGUAAACCUAGCCUUAAUGUGAGUUGCAAAUAAAUGUGAUAAAUAUGCAAUAACUUCUUUGUAUAAGGGUACAGUUUCCUUUAGUAGCAUUGCUUUCUGCUUUCAUAGUAAGGUUUAUCCUAAAACUAUGUAAAUGUGGUGGCAUGUGAUCCACUUGGUGGGCUCCAACGUGCCCUGCACCAUGAACCAUUUUGUUUACUGUUGUUUAUGUUCUUAUUUCACCAUCCCUUUAUAAUUGUAUUUCUAAGUUUAGAAGUACUGUUUACAUUAUCUUCCAUAAAACAGUGAAGAAAUACUGCAAGUGAGAUACAGGCUUUAGUUCUGUGAGUUUUUACUUUACAGGAACUAGACACAGGGAAAUAGGAACUGUAUGCCUGUCCGACUCGAGAGCUGGUGUUGAGAUACUUGAAAAACAAACACUGUCAAUUUGAGAAUGCUGCCAUGUUAGGGGUUAUUCAUAUAAUAAACGGUCAGUCAGUGUUCUUGGAAUCAACGUGCAGAGUAAACAAAUAUUUAGCCAAAAUCCUACAGCCGUGUGGUGCUAGGAAUCUGGUACUAGUGUGCAGUUUCUAGUACUACAUCAUCUCCCUGCUUUAGCAUAAGGUUUUUAGCAUGUCUUCUCAAAAUGCUUCUAUACUUUCACCUUGGACUGAAGAAUGGCCUGCCCAGUUAGUUAAGUGACUGAAGUGCUGCUGACUUCAGCUCCUUGAUGUACAUCAAUCAUCUAGCUUUUGAAAGUAACUGUGUUUUGCAUAGUUUGAAGUCUGGCAACAGUGAUUCUGGGAAGGAGAGGGGGGAAAUAGCUUUACUUAUUGCACAGAGUAUUAUUUUUUACCACAAUGUAAAUUCUUUAGACCAAACAUGCAUAAAUUGUUUCUAAUGAACUUUUGGGCCUAAUCGCUGUUCCAGGCUUCUGUGCUGUGUCAACCUUCCUGAACUAAUUUGGUGAUUUGAGAACAAUACUUAGUGAUUUUCUUUCACCUAACUGUGGCAGUUACAGAUGUAACAGUUCCUUUUAAAAACAAGGCAGGCUUCGGGUCUGGCUACUUCUAACAUACUUGCUCUCAGAUUGUAAUUUCAGAUAAGAACACAGUUCUUCCAACCUUUACUUAAUGUGGUGAUUUGCUUUUGCACUCAUGCCAUUAUGGUGUGAAAAGCAAAGAGUCUACAUUAAGAAUCCAAACUCCAAUAUCCUGUGGUGCAAGACAGCACUGCUGCUCCAGGGGUAACUGACUGCCCUGGGGUCAGUGGGUUGCUUAAUCCUCAGAUACUUGGGGUUUUGUUACAAAUUCUGAGCAACAGGUUUCUUUUCCAGAGGUAAAGCCAGGUGCCUUCAUGUUUGAAGUUAGGAGGUUAUAUUCUAAAUGUGUUAGGAAGCUCAUAGUUACUGAGAAUUAGUAGAAUAGUCUCUCUUGUUGAUACUGAUUUCUGUAAAUAAACCAAUUUUAAGUCUUGCACUGUAAAUGUUAAAUAAUCUGGUGCUUAUACACAACUUCAUAAUUUCAAAUUGUUUUUUGUUAUUACAAUAUUUCAGCUUUUGAAACAACCAAAAUUAUUUCAGAUAUGGUAAAUUUAUACAAACUAACUGAAGGUGCUUUUACAGUAAAUUAGACUUAGAAACUCUUCCGUAAUAGGUUUUUGUUCAUAUGCAUUUAUAGCAAUAGUGUAGUCAAGAAUGGAAGUAGGCUAAAUGCUAGUAUUUGCACUGUUCUUAAUCCCAUACGUAAGCACUGAUAGAUGCAGUAGGUUUUGUGCUGUGUGUGCAUUUCACUUUUUCAUGUAGCUUGUGAACUUAAAAGGAAGUCAACAUUAAACAACAAUGACAUUGGCCACAUUCAAGAUUGUACCAGAGGAACUAUUCCAGAUUGGUAGCAGUAUAAUGAAACAAAAUACGUGGGGUGUGUCUUUCCAUUGAAAAUAUUAGGUUUAGCAAGACGUAACUUUUUGUACAGAUUCAGCUUUACAGAAACUCUUCUCUUUAAAUUGUUCUCAGCUCUGAGUGCUUUUGGGAAGUCCAAAGUGGCUUUGGGUCCUCCUUCAGUUCUUCCAGGAAAAAACAAGCUUCCUUUUAAGUAACAGCUAACAUUUCAUAGAGUACAGAAUGUUUAAAUUUGGAAAGGUCUCUAUGGAUUUUACUGAAAACAGAGUGUUUUGUAAUUUCUAAGCAUUUAUUAUCAGAAGAACUAGCUUCUUGUUUCCAGUAUAGGUUACAGUUCAGUGCCUUUAAGAAAAUGAUUACAGCUCAUAGAGCAUUAAUCAUUUUAAAAUAAGGCAUUCAUAGCUUUUUGAGAAAACACAUCUUGCAAACACAGUUCUCUAUGACACAUUUCCAAUGGUGAGAAGAACUUUGCAAAUUUUUUUAAGCAUGUUUGAUCAAACUUACUAAACUGUGGGGAUGAAAUUUGUAUCUUACUGGUUGGAUACAUAAUUUUGUUAUGCAGAACAUAUACGGAAAACUGCAUGAUUAAGAGCUCUCAGCAAAUACUUCUCAUGACAAUACUUGCAACAGAACUUUACUGUGUCUGCAUGGCACUGCACUAUGUGGAAGUUUAACUUCAUCCGUGAGGAGCAGUUUAGCUGGGUUUGCAAGGCACUUUUACCAUUAAAAAGCAAAACAGACCCCCAGAAGGUGUGGGGUUGUUAAUUCAGGCAGAAUGCUUGAUCAGUGUUCAUGUUCCAGGACUCAGACUUGGGUAUUGCUUCCAAACAAUGACACUUUUCAGGGCAGCGCUGCAUGCCUCGCAGAAAACGGGAGCCAGUGCUUUGUGGUGUGGCUCAGGCAUGAAGAGUUAUGUCUUCCUCCUGUUUGUUAAAGAUCAAGAACUUGAUCUGUUUUCCUCUGUGUGUAAGUGGCACAUCGGUGCUCAUUAAGUAGAAAGUAAGUACAGCUAAAGAGUUAAAAUUAUUACAGAUUUUAUACAACUUCCAUUAUGUUCUUUUGAAGAAAGUUUGCAUUAGUCAGCUCUUCAGUUGUAUUAAGCAGAAUCUGUAACUACCUGUAACAUCUACUGUACUGAUUAUUGUGAUUUUUUGUUAUAAAUUGAUUCAAAACUGAAGCACACCAUUUAGGAGACUAUAACUAAGUUAACAUUUUCUUCUAUAUUGUUAUUUUUUCCUCUGUAAAAUUAAAUUACUUUAUAAAUAAACAAACGUAUUGAAGUACUGAA
Pyrgilauda ruficollis (rufous-necked snowfinch) is the source of this 6777-nucleotide messenger RNA. It is a transcript of the gene DCP2, whose product is annotated as decapping mRNA 2. Gene Ontology annotation, molecular function: 5'-(N(7)-methylguanosine 5'-triphospho)-[mRNA] hydrolase activity; manganese ion binding; RNA binding. The record is from RefSeq and is a predicted model, not a curated record. Gene Ontology annotation, cellular component: P-body; cytoplasm. The coding region runs from base 61 to 1317 and encodes 418 amino acids. The transcript has 11 exons. NCBI's taxonomy places the organism in Eukaryota, Metazoa, Chordata, Aves, Passeriformes, Passeridae. Gene Ontology annotation, biological process: nuclear-transcribed mRNA catabolic process, nonsense-mediated decay; deadenylation-dependent decapping of nuclear-transcribed mRNA.